AUGUGAAUAGCGCACAGAAUACGGUCACACCCUUACUGUAGCAAAAAUUGGAAUUAUUUUUUUUGUGUUUCACACCUCAAACUCAUUUUUUUUAUCAAUCAAUUGCAAUAUAUGUGAAAAAGAACAUGAUUUUUUUAAGUUAAAGGUGUUAUCAACCGUAUUCGUUUGCUAUUUAUUUGCAAAAAUAUCUCAAAUGCGUAGUGUAUGUGCUGGUGUAAUAAAUGUGAUGUGAGAUAGUGAGUGUGAUUUUUUUUCGGCUAUACCAUCCGUACUCCAUUGUGGUUAAACGGGAACACAUAAGAAACAAAGCCAAAGACACAAGAGUUCGAUGUCCGGUUUUUACUAUGCGCUGUACGAACUGAAAACGAACGAGACAAGUGCAGAUUCACUAUUUUAGUCAUUGAAUAAAUAAAAAGAAAAGAAAAAUAGCAAAAAAAAAAGAUAAAAAUAAAAUAAUAAUAUUGUGAAAAUUACGUGUAUCAUUGCACUUAGUGGGAUUUUUUUUCGCAUUUAUUUGUUUUGCGUGGUGUAAUUUUUUCUAUUAAGUUAGUGAUGAAAUAAAGAGGAGAAUCGUACGUGCAUGAAACGAAUUGAGUAGUAAAAAAAGGACAAAGAAUAGAGCAAUUUGUUUAAUCAAGAGAACGUAGAUUUAUUAAAUUUAUUUCGAUGGCGGUGAACGGUGUCAGUGACGAUCAAUACAAAGUGCCGUUGAUAGCUAAGCUAUUGAAUUCGCUGCCCCAUUACAAUAUCACAUUUCAUCGCACUAAUAAUACCUUUCGACCGACCGAUGAAGUUUAUCUGGAGAGUUUGGGAAUUCUCGGUUCUGCACCGGCUGCACUGCUGAUCCUUUCAUUGUUCGGACUGUUAUUGUACUUAUUGACACGAUGUUGCGAUCGAAAACCACGAACACAGCACUCAAUAACGAGCUUGAAAGUGACAUUGUCAGUGGUUACGGUGCUUUGUUGUGCAGCCAUUGGCCUAGGACUUUAUGGUAAUGAUGAUUUACAUAAUGGUUUAUCGGAAGUUUUGGCAGCCGGAAGAAAAGUGGAUAACAUUAUAUCGUCGGUACGAAAUCAAACGCAAACAUUGGAAAGUACAUUGGCAAAUAAAAUAAGACCACAACUUGUCGAAUUAGCCGACAUCUUUGAUCAACCAGCAUCCAAUCAAACGGCACUCUCUCAGCUCAUUUUAUCGUUGACUGUUGUACAAGGUAACGUUUCAACAGCAAAAAACGCUGCUGCUGACAUUAGAAAACCUUUGAUGCAAGUUACAAUCAGUUCGUUUUUAUCGAAAGGAGAUCAAUAUGAAUUAAUUCGUUGGCCAGGAACGGUUGCUGUGUUGGCCCUUUUACUUGUGUUAUGCGCAGUUUUACUUGUGGGAGUUGCAAGACACUCACGAUGUGCUCUGAUUUUGUUUAGUGUGUGCGGUUUACUGGCGGUGACUGGAUCUUGGUUAAUGUCAGGCUUAUAUCUAUCGAGUUCGGUGGCUGUCGGGGAUCUAUGUAUGGAUCCAGCUGGCUAUCUGGUGUCACAAUCACCAAACGAUUUACCAAAUGACGUUUUACUCUACUAUACGCAAUGCGAUUCUUUUCGUUCGAAUCCUUUUACAUUAAGAUUGCGAGAGUCACAGAAUGCAAUCACUAAUGCACGUUCGGCAAUGAAUAUCGUUCAACGAAUUUCAUUGGUGUUGUACAAAUCAGCCGGAUUACAACCAAAACUUGGGGCAGUUACGGCUGAUUUAAAUUCAAGUGAGCGACUCUUGACCACAUUAACUGCAUUGGUUGAUUGUAAAGCUCUUCAUCACAAUUAUUUGAGUGCAACAAAAGGUUUAUGUGAGAAUGGAUUACUCGGAUUGGUAUUGAUGUUGAUAGCCAGUUUUACAGCAGCUAUUUUAUUGACUAUCAUGGUUUGGGUUGACUCGCAUACCUGGAUCUAUAUUCGCAAAAGGAUUGAUUAUUCACAAGUUGAUGAAGCAUCUUAUGCAUCGCAUCAGCAACAAGGCGUCGCACAAAUGCAGCAGCCAAAUCAUAACAACGUUACAGCCCGUACUCUCCCAAGAAAUAUGCACAAUGGACCUCCGGUUAUAAGUGGUUCGCACACAUUACAGCAUCCAGGUCGUAACAAGCAUGAAAUGAUGAUAUAUCAGCAGCAGCAACAACAACAACAGCAGCAGCAGCAGCAAAAUAUGCGUCAACUUGGUUCGAUGACGAUGGGUCGAAUGCCCCCAUCACACAUGAGCCCACAGCAUCACAAUAAGCAUGGACCAAAUAAUGUUUGCACAGAUGCAAGGCAAUAUGCGAUGCAACAACAACAACAACAACAACAACAGCAACAACAUCAACAACCAGGAAACGCUCCUCAACCUCAAUAUCAUCAAAUGCCCGCACAAAUUCCCCAAUACGGUCAAACCCAACCAACGUAUCAAACUCAACCACAAUAUGUAAUGUCACAAGCACAACCAAACCAGCAAAUGCAAGAUCGACCCCGGCAAAGUGUGCCCAACGAACAAAUGGCACAUAAUAUCUAUCAGCAACAAAUGAUGGCUGGUCUACCGCAAAAUGUGCUCUAUCAUCAGCAGCAAAUUCAAAAUCAUUAUUCGUUGCAACCACAAAUGCAUCGAUCGCCACCAACGAGUCAACAUCAAAUGCCGCCACAAAUGCAUCCUCAAGCCAAUAUUUAUUCGCAAAAUAAUGCAGCCGCCCUCAUGUCGGGAGCGGCCACAUUACGUCGUCCACCGCAAAAUCAAAUGCGCGAUGUAAUGGACCAAAAUCCGAAUGCCAAUUUACCCGAUCCAAUGAUGGACAAUCGUGACAAACAACAGAUUUUCAAAUACUCUACAUUACGUCAAGGCGGUAAAUUUGAUCCCAGAAAUUUCGGACCACGUCCAAACAUUCCAAACGGAGCACAAAAUCCGGCUACACAAAAACCAUCGAUUUUAAAUUGCCCACUGCCCGAAAUACCCAAAGAGCAUGCCGGUAGCAAUGGUAAUGAUGCCACAUCACCACGCAAUUUGAACACAAACGGAACUCCAGCUGGUGUGAAUCCAGCAAUGACACGCACACUACAAAGACCAUUUAAAAAUCUUCCACCAACUGGCAAAGCAAUUCCACCACCAAAAAUAGCCGAUUCACUGUAUCAAUCGAAAGCAGCCCUAACAGCCAAGCCACCAAUCUCCACAUCGAUCGCAAAUCCAACGAACGGCACCACCAUUACAACGCAAUCAAAUCAUCCACAACAACCGCAAUCAAUCCAACCACCAUCUUCACCUCCUUUACCUCCGCCACCUGAGCAAACACAAAACCUACCUGCGCCUAGCGACUAUGCUGUGACAGAGUUAUAAAUCAAUUCUUUGCACUGAUCAUUUAAUUUUGCGCCAUUCCAUUAUUCGAAUCGUUCGACCUUGAUCGCCUCAAAGACAAAAUGGAAAUUUAAGAACAAAAACGAAUAUGAGAGACUUGAUUAAAAUUCAGCAUCGAAAUUUUUAUAUAAUUAAUUUCAUGUUUUCAAUGUUGCCAAUCACAUGUGCAGAAGAAAAAAAAAUAUUGCAUGCAGCCAAAGAUC
Contarinia nasturtii (swede midge) is the source of this 3560-nucleotide messenger RNA. Its product is annotated as protein tweety. Bases 667 to 3339 code for a protein of 890 amino acids. Gene Ontology annotation, molecular function: intracellularly calcium-gated chloride channel activity; volume-sensitive chloride channel activity. The record is from RefSeq and is a predicted model, not a curated record. Gene Ontology annotation, cellular component: plasma membrane. The transcript is spliced from 15 exons. NCBI's taxonomy places the organism in Eukaryota, Metazoa, Arthropoda, Insecta, Diptera, Cecidomyiidae.